Molecule: messenger RNA, 792 nt
Organism: Orycteropus afer afer
Lineage: Eukaryota; Metazoa; Chordata; Mammalia; Tubulidentata; Orycteropodidae
Gene: TMEM61
Product: transmembrane protein 61
Source: RefSeq, a predicted model, not a curated record
AUGCGGCCCUGGCAGCGCUGUCGCUUUAAGGACGGGCGGGGUCCGCUGGGCGGUGGCGCGGUUCGUGCCGCCCUCGCGUUUGACCGCCACCAUGCCUUUAUCCCAGCUGAGUUCCCAGCGGAUGGACGACCUAUGAGCGCCUGCAGCGCGAUGCCUGCGCCGAAGAUGUGUGACCGGGGCCAUGUGGCCUCCAACCUCCGCUAUUGCAUCUUGGUCAGUGGCACCAUGCUUCUGGUGGCUGGGACACUCUGCUUCGCCUGGUGGAGUGAAGGGGAUCCAGGGGCCCCUCAUGGCCAGCUGGCCUCACCCACUGGGCACCCUGCACCUGAGGCCUCCAGCCCCCUGCUCAGGUCGGUCAGCUUCUUGUGCUGUGGUGCAGGCUGCCUGCUGCUUCUCUCUGGCCUGCUGUGCUCCAUCAAGGCCAGCACCUGGAGACCACCCCAAUGGAACCCAUACCACCUCUCCAGAGACCUGCACUAUCUUACUGUGGAGACCUUGGAGAAGGAGAGCAGAAGGACACCAAAGGUGAUUACCAUCCCCACCUACGAGGAGGCUGUGUGCUGCCCACUGGCUGUGGCUGGUGGAGGGCUGAUACCACCUGCAUAUCCCACAGAGAAAGACCUGAAGUGCAGUGCCUCAGGGGAUGCCCCACUUGGUACCCAGCCCCCCUGGCCUCCACCCAGCUACGAGAGCAUUGUCUUCGCCCCUGAUGCCGUCUUUGGAGAGACAACACCUGGGGCUGCAUCCUCCCACCCCCGCCUGUUCCUUCAGACUGCAGGGGGAGGAAGCUAA